Molecule: messenger RNA, 1651 nt
Organism: Paramecium octaurelia
Lineage: Eukaryota; Ciliophora; Oligohymenophorea; Peniculida; Parameciidae
Source: the annotation of a GenBank genome assembly
AUGAAAAGUGGGAAGCUAAUUUUGAGUGAAGUUAAUCAAUAGAUAGAAUAAAUAUCAAGAAGAUUGAGUGAUUUGAGCCUUUGGAAAAACCCUAAAAUUGAAUUUCAUAUAAAUGAAAUAAGUAAUAAGGUUCAAAAUAUUCUUCUAAUAUUGGAUUUGGAAGAAAAUAUAGAAAGAUAAUAUUUAUAAAUGAGAUAACAAACCGUUUCUUAAUAAAAUAAGUAAACAAAUGAAACUAGAGAAUUUGAUAUUUUACACUCAUAUAAUCUGGAAAUUCUAAAUAAAGGAUUAAGUAGAAAUUAACAAUUCUGUGACAUUCAAGAAAUAUGUCAUAGUGAAAUUAUUCACUAAUAGAAUGUAAAACUCCCAGUUAAGGAAUAGCCUAAAAUACAAGAAUCGAAUUCUUAAUAGAAUUAGGCAAUUAAUAAUAAAUAAUUAGAUUAGCAUCAUCAUAUAAAGGAACCGAAAAAUGAUGUUAUAGAAUAAAAAAACUCAUAAAUUAAGAUAUCUUAGUUAUAAGAAAAUGGUUAAAGCAAUUCAAAGAUAAUUAAGGAUUGUAAUUCCCUUAAUUAAUCUGAUGAAAAUGGUGAUGAACCAAUGUAUUCAGCAAUUUCUUCUUUCAGUAAAAUUGAAUAAUAAUAACAAUAAGAACAAAAAUAAUAAUAAUAAUAACAACAACAGUAACAACAAUAAUAAUAAUUACAACAACAUUAAUAACAACAACAAUAAUAAUAAUAAUAACAAUUUUAACAAUAGUAGCAAUAUCAAUAAUAAUAACAAUAAUACUAAUAGUAAUAAUAAUAGUAGUCUAAGUAUCAAUAAAACUAAAACUAAAAUCAAUAAAUUGAAUAUUAUUAAUAGAUUUAAUAAUAAUAACAACAGUAACAAUAAAUUUAAGAGUAAUAAUAAUAUUUUGAAGAUUAAUAAUAAUAAUUUAAGAAAUAAGAUAAUGCCAAUAAUAAACUGAAACCGAAGGUAUUCAAAUAUAAUGUGAAACAGGAUCUAUACAAUGAAAUGAAACAAGAUAUGAGUAAAUUUAAAAUGAGUAUUGUGAACUAACCUUCGCUAUCGGAAGAUGGUAGUAUCACUUUAUGCCCUAUUUGUUUUGAAACUAGUUUUGUUGAUAGCAACGAAUAAGAUAGAUAUGUAUUAUCAUUGAGUUGUUCUCAUCAAUUUCAUUAUGUUUGUUUAUAACCUUUAUUGUAAACAAGCUUUCUUAAAUGUCCAGUUUGUAAUUAAAUAAUGGGUCAACUAAAAGGGGAUCAACCUGAUGGGAUAAUGGAAGUAGUAACAAUAAAAAAAAAAUGUGAAGGGUAUAAUUGCAACACUAUUUAAAUUAAAUACAGUUUUAAAUAAGGAUAGAGAAAUGGAAGAUUUUUUUCUGGAACAACAAGGUUUGCUUAUUUACCUGAAAAUGAUGAAGGUAAGUUUGUGUUAAGUUUGUUAAAACAAGCAUUUGAUUAAAGAUUAGUAUUUACCAUAGGGACUUCAUUGACAACAGGAAUAGAGAAUUGCAUAGUUUGGAAUGGAAUUCACCAUAAAACUAACUUAGGUGGUGGUCCAUAAAAUUAUGGGUAUCCAGACCCUACUUAUUUUGAGAGAGUUUUGGAUGAGUUGAAGUAAAAAGGGAUUACUUAAUCUAAGAAUUGAA